This is a messenger RNA of Triticum turgidum subsp. durum (durum wheat), 495 nucleotides long. The record is from the annotation of a GenBank genome assembly. NCBI's taxonomy places the organism in Eukaryota, Viridiplantae, Streptophyta, Magnoliopsida, Poales, Poaceae.
AUGAAGAAAUUCAAAUCUAAGAGCACAAUGUUUAACAUUACAUGUUGGAGCAAAGCCCAGCCAUGCUAUAUGAAUCGUGAAAUUAAAUUUCUCCUUUCGACUUUGGGAAUAAGAGAUGAGAUAUUUCUGUUGAUGCAACAAGAUGCCAUGCAUGAAUUAGCUGAAAUGUUGACGACCAGACAAGCUGCUCUCUCUAUUAUGGGGAAAAUUGAUAGUGCUAAAACAAAGACGACAUCGAAAAUGUUACUGCAAGGUUAUGAACCAAGUUUAGAGCCUUACAUGUUGAUGAUUCUUAAGGUCCAUCAAGAUAAUAGGCUGACUGACAUAAGAACUAGAUGUAAGAUUCAUGUUCGGAAAGGCCAUGUUCUUAUUGGUUGUUUGGACGAAACAAGCGAAUUAAAAUAUGGUCAAGUGUACAUCAGAAUUACAAAAAACAGCAAAGAGCAGAAGGAUAAUGGUUGGCCGUACUUUUCUGAAGAUAAUGGGGAAAUAUAA